Xyrauchen texanus (razorback sucker) is the source of this 2836-nucleotide messenger RNA. RefSeq names its product derlin 3 (gene derl3). The transcript has 7 exons. The coding region runs from base 260 to 1036 and encodes 258 amino acids. Gene Ontology annotation, molecular function: ubiquitin-specific protease binding; misfolded protein binding. Lineage: Eukaryota; Metazoa; Chordata; Actinopteri; Cypriniformes; Catostomidae. Gene Ontology annotation, biological process: endoplasmic reticulum unfolded protein response. Gene Ontology annotation, cellular component: Hrd1p ubiquitin ligase ERAD-L complex; endoplasmic reticulum membrane. The record is from RefSeq and is a predicted model, not a curated record.
ACUGAUCAAGAUUGAAAGUCCCUCUCUCCGCCCUUAUUAAACGCUCUUAAAUUCAAACGCCAAUAUUAAUAUGCACCAUCAAAUGUAAUCUUAGGCCGAAGUGUGGACAUGGAUCUGUUGAGACAUACCACCUACAUUUAACCGACUGAUCGUUGGUCAUCGUCAGUGUUUGUAAAAGUCAUGUGGGUUAACUGUAUAUACGGAAACACUCGUAAGUGAAAGUGUAAAGAGGCGUUUAUAUGGGCGCAGGAGAAACAUCAUGGCACACAGCGUCACUCAAGAGUACAUGCAGAUUCCAGCCGUCACUCGAGCGUACACGACUGCAUGCGUCCUGACAACAGCUGCUGUGCAACUGGAGUUCAUUACACCUUUUCAACUCUAUUUUAACCCUGACCUGAUAUUAAGGAGAUACCAGGUAUGGCGACUGAUCACAAACUUCUUGUUUUUUGGACCUCUUGGAUUCAGCUUCUUGUUCAACAUGAUUUUUCUAUAUCGUUACUGCCGAAUGCUGGAGGAAGGCUCAUUCCGCGGCCGAACGGCAGACUUUGUCUACAUGUUCCUGUUUGGUGGCGUUCUUAUGACUCUCUUUGGUCUAUUUGCCAACCUGUUCUUUUUAGGACAGGCUUUCACUAUCAUGCUGGUGUAUGUGUGGAGUAGAAGAAACCCUUACGUUCGUAUGAACUUCUUUGGUUUGCUCAAUUUCCAGGCCCCAUUCCUUCCCUGGGUGCUCAUGGGAUUCUCACUGCUACUCGGCAAUUCCAUUGUUAUUGAUCUCCUGGGUAUCGGUGUAGGACACAUCUACUACUUCUUGGAGGAUGUAUUUCCUAACCAACCAGGAGGAAGAAAGCUUCUAGCCACUCCUGGAAUUUUUCGUGCUCUAUUUGACGCACCUCAAGAUGAUCCAGAUUAUGCCCCCCUUCCAGAAGAUCAGAAUGGGCUCACCUUGAAUGCGCAAAAUGGAAAUGGGGAAGAUGAUACUGGUCGAGAUGAAGGUCAAGGUCCAAAUGAGGAAGAUCCUCAAGGAGAAGAUAACUAGAUGGAUUCAGUACCAGAUUUACAGACAGCAGUCUGAUUCAGUCUUGCCUUGCUUUUAAAUUCCUCCUUUUAGUUGGGGGAGAUUAUGUCUAAAUAUUAUUUUAAUCAGACUGUGUAAUAGUUUAAAACACUCCUUAUAAAAGAGAAGGCGCUUUAGCCUAUGGCCAUCUGUUGCACUGUGCAUCCUGGAAAUCCAGCUUUGUAACUGAGAGUAAGGCCACGAGGAUUUUACAUUUGGCCACCUUUGUGCCUUUGUGUAAUGGCAUUUUGCAUUCAAUGCCAUGCACAUCACAAACAAGUAUUCUUUUGUUUUGGAAGAACAAUGCCAUUCUGUUUUAGUUUACACCACAUAGUUUUAAACAAUUGUUGUUUUCUCAACAACUUUGUUUUAAUGAAUUAAAAAGCAAUGCUGGCUGUAUAAUGUUAGCAAUGGAGUUGAAAGAGAAAUCAGACUAUAAUCCAUCAUUUUUGGAGGCUAAAAUAGUUGGGGAUUGUGUAGUCCACAAGAGGUUAUUUUCUUGGGUACAAUACUGUGGCAUAGCGCUGUUCAGGAAUAGUAUCAAACACAGUGAGCGGUGACGCGGGACGCUUUCACGAAUGUGCCGACUAUCUGAAAUGCCAAAUUGAACUGCAGACUGUGCAUUUUCAGGCCCGUAGCCUUUGUUAACACAGCACCAUGGCAAAAUACAAAAAGCUUUGUGUGUUGAAAUGGAUAAGAUGAAUUGUUGAAGAGUUUGUUGUCCAGAAAGACUACGUACAAUUUGCCUAAACAACACAAUACAUUUGCAAGAAGCUUCUUGAGAAACUAUAGCUGUAUCUGAAUAUAAAUACAAACACUUGAAGGCUAAUGAAUAAAGGCUUAUGUUCUAUUAUCUUUACAUUCUGGUGGUUUGCUCUAUAUUUCAGUAAAUCUCUGGAGCAUUUUUGGGGCUGUCGUCUGCAAUUUUUCACACUUAAAUUGAAAAGCUCAUCAUUCACACAUAUUAUGGACUAAUUGCUAAACAAAUUGUAAAAUAUUUUUUUGAAAAUACCCCAAAUAAAAGUCCCAAAUGUAUAAAUAAUAUUUAGUUUACAUCCUUAUGAUGAACAUAUAUAUGCUGUAUGGACAGUAUAUUAUAUGUAUGCAGAAUAUAUUUGUAAUUCUGGGUCUGUUCACUCUGUUAUCUCCCUUUGAAAAGUCUUAUUUCCUUCCACUAGAUGGCAGCAAGUACUAGGAAAAUAAUUUUUCCUACUCCACAUUCCAUCACAAUAUACAGAUGUAGGUUGCACUUUAAUGCAUUUUAGCCCUCAAAGAUGUGCUCAUCCAUAGACAGUCAGACUAAUUUUUAGUUCAUGCGCAGCUUUUUUUUUCAUUUAAAAUCUUGGCCUCCGAGUGGACUAGAACCUUAAACUAGUCGCUUUUCUUGCUGGAUGGCAUAUUUGUUCUGGACUUCUAAGAUAUAACAUUGGAUUAUUCAGGCAAACAGGCUCACAGAUGAGAUUUUUAUUUUUUUUAAACUGUAUGACUAAGCAGACAAAGAUUUUCUUCUUGGGACUUACAGCAGCAAUGAUCAGCGCAUAAUAGAGACAUUUGUAUUUGAUGUCUUACAGAAAUCAUAUUUCACUUCGUGAUUCUUUUGAAUAUCUUUCGAACUGUGGUAUUAGGGCUAUAUACAAUAUAGUCACAUUCCUGAGAAUUAGAACUUUCGUUUGAUAUAUGACAUGUCUAUUGAAGUGCUAUGAGAAGGGCUUUAAUAUUCAUUUUUAUAUUUCUACCCCAUUACCUCUAGGAGGUGCUAAUUGUGAACAAAAUUUCAGGCCU